This is a messenger RNA of Neocloeon triangulifer, 449 nucleotides long. RefSeq names its product small ribosomal subunit protein eS21 (gene RpS21). Gene Ontology annotation, cellular component: ribosome; cytosolic small ribosomal subunit. The transcript has 5 exons. Gene Ontology annotation, biological process: translation; endonucleolytic cleavage in ITS1 to separate SSU-rRNA from 5.8S rRNA and LSU-rRNA from tricistronic rRNA transcript (SSU-rRNA, 5.8S rRNA, LSU-rRNA); endonucleolytic cleavage to generate mature 3'-end of SSU-rRNA from (SSU-rRNA, 5.8S rRNA, LSU-rRNA). The record is from RefSeq and is a predicted model, not a curated record. The coding region runs from base 113 to 361 and encodes 82 amino acids. Gene Ontology annotation, molecular function: structural constituent of ribosome. Lineage: Eukaryota; Metazoa; Arthropoda; Insecta; Ephemeroptera; Baetidae.
CUUCUGCUCACGUUGGCUACUCUGUUGGCCAGCCUGACAGGCCGCGCCCCGCCCACUUCGUCGCCAUAUUAUUGACAGCGAUCUAAAGCACGUAAACAGAUCAAAAAUCGCCAUGGAAAACGACUCGGGAGAAUUUGUUGACUUGUACUGUCCUCGCAAAUGCUCGGCGAGCAACCGCAUCAUCCACGCCAAGGACCAUGCCUCCAUCCAGAUUACAAUUUGUGAUGUUGAUGCCAAUGGCAGGAUGGCCUCCACAAGCAAACAGUAUGCCAUCUGCGGAGCCAUCAGACGCAUGGGUGAGUCAGAUGACUGCAUCGGCAGAUUAGCAAAGAAGGAUGGAAUCUUGUCUAAGAACUUCUAAAAAUAAAAUUAACUAAAAUACAAAAAGUAUAAUUUUAUUCAAUAUUACAUCCCGAAUUAAUAAUAAGUAAAAAAAAGCCAAUUCGCAU